AUGUUUUUAUGCAAAUUUUUUUUAACGAGUAUACUCAUUAGUGUAAUUUAUGCUAAAAUUUUUAUGAAUAAUUUUACCAAUAGUUUGUUAAAAAAUGUUCAUAUAACGAGUGAUAAAAAUGAAGAUAUACUCAGAACUUCAUAUUCAAAAAUAAAAAGCAGAGUAAAGCAGUAUUAUGCUAAAGAAAAAAAUAGAAUAUUAAAAAAAAAGAAAAAAAAAUUUUCAUUAAAUUACUCAAAAUGCGCAGAAAAAUAUUGUUUUUUAAACUCAUUAAAAUUCACUGAGAUAAAAGAAAACGUAAAAGUUUUAUUUAAUUUAGAUUAUGCAGAAAAUAAUAUUAUUUUUUCAUAUAUAAAAUCAUUUAAGAGAACACCUCCCAUUACAAAAUUUUAUUUAAUAUCUACUUUUUUGUUAAGUGCUUUAAUACAUAUAAACAAAAAUGUUUAUAAAUUAAUUUUAUUUGAUUUCAAUAAAAUAUUUAAAAAGUAUGAAGUGUGGAGACUAUUUUCACCUUAUUUGUAUAUAGGUAAUUUGUACUUACAAUAUAUAUUAAUGUUCAAUUAUUUAAAUAUUUACAUGUCAGCUGUAGAAAUAGCUCAUUAUAAAAAACCAGAAGAUUUUUUAAUUUUCCUUACCUUUGGUUAUUUAUCUAAUAUUAUAUUUACUAUAAUAGGGAGUAUGUAUAAUGAAAACAUAAUGAAUAUGAAAAAAAAUAUACACAAAAUAGUAAAUUUAAUAAUUAAACAAAAAAAUAACGAAAAUAUAGAAAUAAAAAAAGAGAAUUACAAUCAUUUGGGUUAUGUAUUUUCAACAUAUAUACUUUAUUACUGGAGUAGGAUAAAUGAAGGUUCUUUAAUAAAUUGUUUUGAACUAUUUUUAAUUAAAGCAGAAUAUGUUCCAUUUUUUUUUAUUAUACAAAAUAUGUUAUUAUAUAACGAAUUUUCUUUUUAUGAAGUUGCUUCAAUUUUUUCUAGUUAUAUUUUUUUUACUUAUGAAAAAUACAUAAAAUUAGAAUUUUUGAAAUAUAUUUUUCUCAAUUUUCUUAAAUUUAUUCGUGUUUAUAAUAUAUAUGAUAAAUACAAAGAAGAAUACGAAUAA
Molecule: messenger RNA, 1098 nt
Organism: Plasmodium gallinaceum
Lineage: Eukaryota; Apicomplexa; Aconoidasida; Haemosporida; Plasmodiidae
Product: DER1-like protein, putative
Exons: 1
Coding region: 1-1098 (365 amino acids)
Biological process (GO): endoplasmic reticulum unfolded protein response
Cellular component (GO): endoplasmic reticulum membrane; Hrd1p ubiquitin ligase ERAD-L complex
Molecular function (GO): misfolded protein binding; ubiquitin-specific protease binding
Source: RefSeq, a predicted model, not a curated record